This is a messenger RNA of Cannabis sativa, 547 nucleotides long. RefSeq lists its product as uncharacterized. The transcript is spliced from 3 exons. The record is from RefSeq and is a predicted model, not a curated record. NCBI's taxonomy places the organism in Eukaryota, Viridiplantae, Streptophyta, Magnoliopsida, Rosales, Cannabaceae. Bases 29 to 547 code for a protein of 172 amino acids.
CCAUGGCCUAGACGGCGGGGUCUCCCCGAUGGAGGAAAAUCCUGCUCCUCCCCACAUCGAGCUUACCCCGAUUCCGGGGGACGAGGUGAGGCAGGAGCUUCGCAUAGCCAAACACAACUAUGCUAUGGAUGAGUACUCCCGGGGGCAUGCCGAAGUGGAGGCCCUUAGGAGGAUUCUGCGAGCUGAGGUUGAGGCGAGCAUCAACCACUCGGAAUACCAGGAUCCGUGGGACCUUAAUCUGGACCCCUUAUCGGACUGGUUCCGUCGCUUCCUAGGGCCUACCUUGGCUCCCUUUGCCGCGGAGAUGACCGGCGAGUUCGCUUCUCAGCUCACACGUUGCGCGCCCAAGCGGUUUGCCACUUGCGCUUCCCUGAACUCCAUCUUCCAGGUCCAGGACCUCAGCCAUUCUCUCACGGUGCUUGCUGCUGAGGCUGGCCGCCUCUCCAAGAACAUCAUAAACCAUGGCUUCACUCUGUCUGAUUUUGGAGACAUGAAUGACGUCAGGAAGUUGUCCUUGUAUCUCACCAAUUCAUUCCGAGAUCUGUGA